GUUCUUCUCGGCCGUUCCCCAUUCAGUCUCCAUCUAGAUCGCGGAACCAGGACAAACCCCAUUUGAUUACUCCCCCGCUACCCCCUCCGGGAUGGACGACGGGCCCCGCCUCGCCGGCGAGCCCGCGCACGUGUCCUCGCCGGCAUCCUCUUCCAGCUCGCGGGCCUCCCGGCCGCGUAAGGGGGUGCGGCUCCGCCCGCUGCGCCGGCGGCGCGGUCCGGCGCCCGCCACCCUGGCCUCUCGGGGCGGCGACGGCGACGGCGAAGAUAAUGGCGGCGCUGCCGCGCAGGACGACCUCGCGCUGCCACUGGGGAUGUCGUUCGCGGCCGUUCUCGCGCGGGUUAUGAAUUCGAGCAAUGAUUCAGGAGAAAGAUUGCAUCCGGUCAUCCUUUCCAAGAUCUGUACCUCAGCAGUGAAGGAAUCUUUGGCAAAUACAUAUGGUGACAGGUUUGACAGUUUCAUGAGAAAUUUUGAGAAUUCAUUUAGCAGCACAUUGAGGACGCUUCAUCGUAUUAAUGAGAUACCUGUCAACCAGAGAAGUCCUACUCCUGAAUACUCUUCUACGCAUGGAGGCUCUGGGGCUGUAGGAAACUCGAGCGCUGUUGAUCUGCAAAAUCAUACAAAAGAAAUCGAGCAGGACCUCGUGAACUCUGCAGAAAGUCAACUUGUUCUUUAUGCCAGAGACAAUCAACAGCUGGCGGAUUGUGCUCAUACCAGAUCCUCCCGUGUAGCUGAUCGGUGCAUUCUCAGUGCUUUUGAGAGAUCUGUGAAGGAGCAGGCUCGCUCAAACGAACUCAAGGAAUGUGAGAUUAGUCUUAGCAUGAGAAAGCUGCAACUGAAACAGUCUGAAUUAGCUCUUAGCUCCUCCUCACACAUGUUAGAGAAGAUUAAGUUGUCCUUUGGUUUUCAGAAAGCUUCCUUCCAAGGAGAGAAAUUCAGGACUCAGAUGCAGGACACAAGGCAUGCAGAAAUCCUGAGGACACUUAUAGAUUUCCUUGUUAGUGCAGUGCUAAUCAUGUCAGUGUGUUUUGCUUAUGGAACUUACGUUCACUCGUACCAACGGAUAACUGAUGUUACAGCAGCUUGUUCAGCUGCUUCAAGGGGAUCUAAAUCUUGGUGGGUGCCAAAUUCAGUGUCAAACUUCAAUUCUGGCUUGCAAUUCAUCAGAUGUCAUGUGAUAGCAGCAACACGCAUGUGCUUUGGCAUAGUAAUGAUUGUGGCAAUUGCAUGGCUAGCAUCCCAGCGUUCCGCACUGACUGGAUCAAAUAUGCCUAUAACUUUCAAUUUCAUUUUGUUGGGAGUUAUUUGCGGCUUUGCUGGAAGGUUUUGUGCCAACACUCUAGGCGGUGAUGGAAAUAUCUGGCUUGUGUUCUGGGAGAUACUUUGUUUCAUCCAUUUACUCGGGAACUGUUAUCCAUCUGUUAUUUACCAUGUUCUUCAUGGUCCUAUAUCAAUAUUUCACAGCAAGGACGGUGUAUGGCUGCCGUACUGGGUUCGCCGGUGCAUAUUCUAUGCUGCGCUGGGGCUUGUUCUCCCGGUCUUGACUGGCUUACUUCCAUUUGCUUCUCUCUCUAACUGGAAGGACCAUUUCUCUGAAGAGAUAAAAUCCCUCUUUGUUGGUGACAAAGUUGAAGCCUGAAGUAUCUUGGAUGCAAUAAUUGCCACUACGCUGAUUGGCACACUGCUAUUCUGUCUUGUCCCGGUCAAGUGUUCAAAUAAACCUUUUGGACUUCUGGACAAGUAAGUUAUGUUGAAUUGGACAUUUGCCUCGGAAGUUUAUCCCCUGAGAAGGAAAAUUUGGAUGGGAGUUCAUGACAUUGUUGAAUCUUGAAGGAAGAAUAGUUGAAGGUAUCAAUGCUUGCAGUCAAAUGGUGCAAGCUUCUUCGUUGUAGUGAACUUGUGACCUUGCACUCAGAUUUCAGGUAUCAAUGCUUCAGUUUGCUGUAGUGUGUUAAGAGUGCAGACCGGUUAACUGCUACCUGUGAUGUAGUUAUGUUCGUCUAAUAUUUCUCCUGGAAUGAGAGUCUUUUCUUGCCUCACUUGCCGUGUAAAUUCAGAGACAAUACGGUGUUAAGACUUAAGAGUGCAGACCGUUUGAGUACCACCUUUAUUGUAGUUAUGUUCUUCUAA
Molecule: messenger RNA, 2130 nt
Organism: Hordeum vulgare subsp. vulgare (domesticated barley)
Lineage: Eukaryota; Viridiplantae; Streptophyta; Magnoliopsida; Poales; Poaceae
Product: protein CPR-5-like
Exons: 5
Coding region: 92-1639 (515 amino acids)
Biological process (GO): trichome morphogenesis; defense response; leaf senescence
Source: RefSeq, a predicted model, not a curated record